This is a messenger RNA of Wickerhamiella sorbophila, 591 nucleotides long. Its product is annotated as Nucleolar protein 16. Gene Ontology annotation, cellular component: nucleolus. The record is from RefSeq and is a predicted model, not a curated record. Gene Ontology annotation, biological process: ribosomal large subunit biogenesis. Lineage: Eukaryota; Fungi; Ascomycota; Dipodascomycetes; Dipodascales; Trichomonascaceae. The transcript has a single exon. The coding region runs from base 1 to 591 and encodes 196 amino acids.
AUGCCCAGCGGAAUCCGGCGUCGACGAGCCGCCAAGGCUGGCGAGAACACGAAAUCACGACGGGGCCGAAAAAACAAGAAGACCAAGUCUCUGGAUGUGCAAGGCAACCCAGUGAUUGCUGCGCAUUGGGACAAAAACCUCACACUGGCCCAAAAUUACAAAAAGCUUGGGCUUACUGCAAAGCUCCAAAAGCCCGCUGGAGGUGUCGAGAAGGAUGUGCGGGUACAGGACGAGGCUAUUUCUCAGCCCAUCAAACGGUCGACCAUAAAAGAGGCCAAGAUUGUCACUAAAGAGGACGGAUCGACCGAGAUCGUCUACGCAAGCGAUGACGAAGAUGAGGUCUGGACAGGAUUCAACGGCGAACACAAGAGCGAGGUCAUCAAUGAGCUCAAAGAAUAUGCUGCCAACGGUGUCACGAAACCCCGCCAUCAAUCAGACAGAGAACAGGAGUGGAUCGAGGCUCUGGUCGCCAAGCACGGCGACGACUACCAGGCCAUGCAGUGGGACCGAAAAGUUAAUGUAUUCCAGAAAUCGGCGGGCGAUCUGAAACGACGCAUCUUCAAAUGGAAAAAAUCUCAACAGAAUGUAUGA